AUGUCUUCUGCAAGACUUCUCUCUCCCCUGUAUCUUCUCUCCCUCUCUCUCCUCCUCCAACUCGCCUUUGGAGACAACCCCAUCAGCUAUACAUGCUAUGACUCCGGAAAUUUCACUUCCAAUGGCCCUUACAAUCAGAACUUGGAAAACCUCUUGACUGUUCUUGACUCAAAAACCCCACUGACCGGGUUUGCUUCAGGCUCACUGGGCCAGAGCCAGAAUCAGACUUACGGCCUCGCUCUCUGCCGAGGUGACAUAAAUAGCACAGCCUGCCAAGCCUGCGUUGACGAGGCAACCACCGAGAUUCAAAACGUUUGCCAAUUCAAGAAUGAAGCAAUCAUAUGGUACGAUGUUUGUCAGGUAAAAUACUCGAAUGUUGAUUUCUUGGGCGUUUUCAAUACCACUGAGCAAUGGCGAACACUAUGGAAUACUGCUAUUGCAAGCGACCCAGUUUAUUUCAAUAAAAUGGUCAUAGAGUUAUUCAGUCAGUUGGAGGGAGAAGCUCGAGAUAGCCCAAAACUGUAUGCUACCGGGGCGUUGGAUAUUGGAAACUCGACGACAAUUUAUGGGUUGGCUCAGUGCACUAGAGAUCUUUCUGGUGUUAAUUGUGCCAAGUGUAUUGAAGAGGCUACUCAGAUUAUUACGACAAAUACAUAUGCAAGAUUAGGAGUGAGAUUCUUUGGGGAGAGUUGUAAUGUGCAUUAUGAGAUGUACCCUUGGGUCUAA
Messenger RNA from Rhododendron vialii, 726 nucleotides. RefSeq names its product cysteine-rich repeat secretory protein 38-like. Lineage: Eukaryota; Viridiplantae; Streptophyta; Magnoliopsida; Ericales; Ericaceae. The transcript has a single exon. The record is from RefSeq and is a predicted model, not a curated record. The coding region runs from base 1 to 726 and encodes 241 amino acids.